Molecule: messenger RNA, 1588 nt
Organism: Selaginella moellendorffii
Lineage: Eukaryota; Viridiplantae; Streptophyta; Lycopodiopsida; Selaginellales; Selaginellaceae
Product: DELLA protein GAI-like
Exons: 1
Coding region: 116-1561 (481 amino acids)
Biological process (GO): regulation of DNA-templated transcription
Cellular component (GO): nucleus
Molecular function (GO): DNA-binding transcription factor activity; sequence-specific DNA binding
Source: RefSeq, a predicted model, not a curated record
GCCACCGUCCAUUUAACCCAUCUCGUAGCGACCGCUCCCCCCCUCUCUCUGUCUCUCUCUUUUUUUUCCUCGCUCGCUCGCUCUCGUCCAGUUUUGAGAGGAGCGGAGGGGCAAGAUGGGCAACUGGGCGAUGUUCGACAGCAUGCUGGCGGACACGGGCUACGCCGUCGCACAAGCGGAGCUCCCUCAACUCGCAGAUCGAAUGGAGCGGCUCGAGAGCCUCGGAGUCGAGCGCUUCGAUCAGGACGUGGUCCACUCCAACCCAUCCGACAUCUCCGGCUGGAUCGACAGCCUCAUCGAGCAGCAAACCCGAGGUAGUCCGCUAGACUCGCAGCAAGAUAACACCAGCAGCAGCCCCUCGCCGCCAUCUCUGUUUAGCUCUUGUCCUCACGACUCGAGCAGGAUCGCCACCACCACCAGCGCGCUGCCUCUCCACAUGAUCCACACCCAGACCGAUGACGAGCAGCAGGACGACCAAGAGGCAAACGGGCUCAAGCUCAUCCACUUGCUCUUCGCUUGUGGAGCCUGCCUUGGCCGAGAGGAUGACAAGUCUGCCAAGGCCGAGGAGUUUCUCAACCAGAUCCGCAUGCUGCUACUCUCCAUGGGUGACAGCGCUGGAGCUAUCGGCCGAGUGGCUGCUUACUUCGUCGAGGGUCUCUCUCGCCGGAUCCUCUUUGGUUCUCUCCCAGCAGCACAAGCCGAGGAAGCCGAUCCAGCAUUCCUCGAGAGCUUCUACCGGACCUGUCCCUUCCUCAAGUUCGGCCACUUCACCGCCAACCAAGCCAUGUACGAGGAGCUCGAGGAGGAGCGGAGCGUGCACAUCAUCGACUUCGAGUUUGGGCUGGGUGUCCAGUGGCCGCCGCUCAUCCAGAUGCUGGCUAUCCGGCCCGGGGGGCCUCCGUCCCUCCGCUUGACCGCCAUCGCCCCCGACCACCUCCAGUUCCAAGUCCACCACACUGGAAACAGGCUCGCUCGGUUCGCGGCUAGUAUAGGCGUCGAUCUCCAGUUCCAGACCGUCAACUCCAUCGCCUCCGUCCUGGUCUACCCCGGCGAGGCUCUGGCUGUAAACUCCAUGCUACACCUUCACCGCCUCGUUGACGAUAGCCUCGACUCGGUCCUGGCAUCGGUGAGACGCCUGUCUCCCAAGAUCUUCACGCUGCUCGAGCAGGAUGCCAGCCACAACAGCCCCGACUUCGACAACCGCUUCAACGAGUGCCUCCACUACUACUCCGCCAUCUUCGAUUCAAUCUACCAGCAGUUCGGUCAAGUGGAGCAAGCGGUUCUCGAGUCCGAAGCCCACCUGGGCCGAGAGAUCGUCAACAUCCUUGCGUGCGAAGGCAGAGCCCGAGUCGAGAGGCACGAGCGGCUGGAGCAGUGGACUCGGCGGAUGUCCGGCAUGGGCUUCAAACCGAGGCACCUCGGGUCCAAUGCUUACAACCAGGCUGCCACCUUCUUGACCAUUUUCCCAGGGGGUGGUCACACCAUCCAAGAGACUGCCGGUUGCCUGACGCUCGGGUGGCAGUCGCGUACCCUGUUUGCAGCCUCUGCCUGGCGCUGCUAAACGCAAAGCAAUGCAACGCAACGCAGC